AUGGAAAGCAACCAGAUGCAAUAUGCUAACAACAACAGUGCCUUACAAAAAUGUGUGUAUGAAGAUGAUACAGUAGGAGUUGAGCUACUACUGAAAAAUGGCGCAGAUCCCUUAUAUGAAAAUUUUCACUAUCAGCCAAGUCAUUUUGCUGCAGUUGAAGGCAAUAAAGAUGUCUUAGAAUGGCUCUUGAAUCAGAAAGUUGAUGUUGAUGCCAGAGAUAAUGAUGGUUAUACGCCUCUUCAUCUAGCAGUAUGGGAAGGGCACAUCGAUUGUGUUCGUCUCCUUUUAAGAAAUAAUGCAAGUCUAAAUGCAGUUAGCAAGGGAGGUCAAAAAGCGCACGAUAUGGCCGUAGAAGUAGGCCGAUCUGAAAUUGUGGAUAUUCUGGUUAAAGCAGAGAGUAAGUAUCAGUUCUUUGGAGUUGAUUAA
Messenger RNA from Trichoplax adhaerens, 426 nucleotides. RefSeq lists its product as uncharacterized. Gene Ontology annotation, molecular function: protein binding. The coding region runs from base 1 to 426 and encodes 141 amino acids. The record is from RefSeq and is a predicted model, not a curated record. Lineage: Eukaryota; Metazoa; Placozoa; Uniplacotomia; Trichoplacea; Trichoplacidae. The transcript is spliced from 6 exons.